Messenger RNA from Cylas formicarius (sweet potato weevil), 2100 nucleotides. RefSeq lists its product as uncharacterized. The transcript has 14 exons. Lineage: Eukaryota; Metazoa; Arthropoda; Insecta; Coleoptera; Brentidae. The record is from RefSeq and is a predicted model, not a curated record. Bases 132 to 1781 code for a protein of 549 amino acids.
ACAAUUCCGUGAUUGAUUUAGUUUUGCGUUUUUAGAUUUUUGACAGUUAUAUUGUCCCUGUAAAUAUAAUUUUAACACUAAAUUAAAAUUGAUUAAUUAAAUAACUAUUUUACUAUUGUACUAAGUACAAAAUGCCGAACUCGACAUUGAAAUCCAAGCGAUCACAUUGUAGUACCAAAGAAAAAGAUGCACCUAACAAUAACAUAAUGCAACUAGAGUUGACUGCAUUGAGGGAAAAGAACUUCGACUUGACAAAAAUGAAUACCAGACUGCUUCAGCAAGUCGUAGAUUUGAAAAAUAAGUUGUGUUCAUUACAAGCUGAAAACCUGCAAAUAUAUCAAGAAAACAAAAAUUUAUCAACAAUAAUGGCGAAGGUAUCCCAAACUACAAGAUCUUGCCUGCCCAAUUUACUGGAAUUUUUAAAUGCUGUUUUACAUGUUACUGAAAAUAGUCAAACUUGCCAAAGUGGAAAAGUCAAAAAUAUGUCAGGUGUAGCUACACCCAAUAGGACUGUCACACAUACCGUAAAACCGCACACUGUUAACGGAACCGUCCUCAACCUUAUGCCAAUAAUUUCUUUGACAAGACUCCACAACAGUGCACCAGCAACUUCGUCUCUUAGUGCUCAUAAUCCCAAUUUAGACAAAACCGCCCUUGAGGACAAAGGAGAAAUGAAUAUUGGUGAACAUUUGUCAGUUAAUAACCCUGAAGAGGAAACCAGUUUUGUGACAAUGACUCGCAGAACAAAAUCAGCUAGCGCCGACUUGAACAAGAACGAACCAGUUGAUUUAGAUGAUGAAAACGGUGAUGAAGCCAUUAAUUACAGUUUUAUGGAAGAGCGGAUGGUUUCUGGCGGAGGACUGACCCCCAUAGUCGAAGAAAGCCAAACGCUGGAAAGAUCGGCGAGCAACGUCGAGGGGAAUAGUAAUGGUGAAAUACCAGCUCAUUUCCCCUUGAUCCGGGACAGUAGCAGUUCGACGGAUACUCAAGUGAACGAGUUAUCGUUUUCCUUGGACGCCACCGUGACCAAUAGCAUUCCGGAUCCGCAAACGCUCAAAAGUCUGAGGGUGUUUUCGCCCAGGUCCAACUCCACCAGGAUCGACUUUGACGAAUCGUUGAUACUGGAUUGCCGAGCGGCGACUCCUAUAUAUCCACCAUCUAAAUCGUUUCGAGCAGAAGUCAGCGACGCUGUUAUCAUUAGUCGAAUUCCUACGCCACCCGCCUCAGCAAUGGGAGACAUGACGAGAAGUGUCUAUUCUAAUAGCAGGCGGGAUUCCGAAGAUAAUGUGGGUAUUUCGGACGCCUCCCCUGUGUCGUCAGUAUCCAAAUCGCGGUAUUCUUGCGGAAGACAACAGUCGCGUUCGCUCGAUUGUUCCGUUAACAUUGACAAACUUGGACGGGACUGGCGAAAGAGGGAUAAUAGUCAAACUCCGUUAAGCCCCAUCAUAAUGCUCAAAAAACUAGGCACCAAUCUGGAAAUGGACAGGCCCUGUUCCGACCACUCCACGGUCAAACGGUCUUCGUCGUGGAACGAAAACGAAAAGAAAUCGGUAAAGCGGAAAAGGAUGGCGCUUUCGCGGAAUCGAACGCCGAGCGACGAGAACGAACACAAAAAUUUCUCGGAGGAGAAUGUGCAGGAAGUCGGAAGAAGGUUAUCAUGGACAAGCUCGUCCUCGAGCUCUAGGAGCAGGACCACGUCAUACAGGAAAGGGCCGGCCCGAGCAGCAAAGCCCAAAGAGUUAAAAGACUCUUCGCUUAAAAAAAAAUUAAGGAGAAGCUAGCGGCGGAUUAGCAUCAAACGAGCGUCCAAGGAUUUUAAUUCAUUAAUUUGCUAAGAACCACGUUUUUAGUGUCGUAGUUUUAGUUUUUAGAAUAUCGCAGGUGUUUCCGGGUUUUAGACCGUCGAGUUUGAUAUAGUUUAAUCUCUCGACGAUUCCAGCAAUCUUCGGGAGACGUAGACCUUUACUCGAUUAACUAGUUUACCAUAGCCAAUAGCGAACUCAAUAAGCUUAAACAACUAAUGAUAAUGACGGUCUAAGACUCCGAUAGACCAGCAACAUACUUAUGUUAUUAGAAACCAAUAAAUCGUGUUGGUAUACA